AAACAAUUACUUGGUUCUUACUCUUAACCCUGCACUUUGCACUUGCAGGGUUCGCUUGCUAAACCUAAACCUAAAAACUGGAAGUACGCCACUCCGAUUUGUGAUGACCGAAAAUUCACCAAUGCGAACAUAAGGUAGCUUGGGUCGGUUCCAAUUUCGAAUUUGGUCUUGAAAUUUUGGUUGUAGUCGUGGAGAUGAUAACCCAGUCUAAAUUUGCGGAGCAGCUCCGAGAUUACCAGAUUCGAUACAAGCGCAAGUAUUCUGCUCUUACUUUCUUCUCGCCCAAACCCCAAAUCCAAACUCGGGUUGAUAUUGCAGUGGCAAUUGGUUUUGCUUUACUGUUUUUCAUGCUUGUUGUGUCCUCUCUCAUGACCCUUUAUUUGAGGCACUUUUGGCUUUUUGGGGUUGUCAUAUGCUUCAAUAUAUUUCUUCCUGCCCGGUUAAAAAUGACAAGGCAAACGUUGGCGAGGAACAGGGAAAGAAGACUGCCAUUGUCCAUAUGAGAGAAUUCAUUCUGGCGGUAUCUCACUUAUACACUGGUAGGCAAGGGCUUGUUUCUUGGCUUUUAAUUAAUUUGGUCUGCCAUGGUUACUCUUGGUGCUCCAAGAACUCGUCUUGGAUACAACUUUUUUCCUUGCCUCUGAGAUAGAUACAGUAUUCAUCUGCCAACCUCUAUUCACAACCCAAGUGAAUUUGUGGUACACUCGUUUCUCAUGUAAUGCUCAUAUAACUGAGCUCGGUCAAGAGGCAUAUAAUUUCUCGUUAUGUUUCUUAAUUAGCUUGUAGAUUUUCAACAUUCAAGGAAUUCGGGCCAGGAUUAUCUGCAGUGUUAUUUUAUACAUUGUCUGCAGCUUUGACUGUGUAGAGUUGUAUAACUUGCAAUUGUAAAUGGUUAUAGUUGAUGAAGAAAUAAAAGAAAAAUCCAUCUCUGGAAAUUGCAGGCUAACUA
Molecule: messenger RNA, 949 nt
Organism: Cajanus cajan (pigeon pea)
Lineage: Eukaryota; Viridiplantae; Streptophyta; Magnoliopsida; Fabales; Fabaceae
Source: RefSeq, a predicted model, not a curated record